AUGAAAGCUGGCACUUAUUGGAAAAACUUUCUAUUCUUCUUUCUUCUGGCAAUGUACCAAUUAUUCCAGACUCUACGUAGCUUUUGGUUGUCGGCUUGGUCAGAUGAAAAUGACGGUCACCACGAUCAAAAAAUGCCAGUUGGUUGGCGUUUAGCAGUCUAUGGAGCACUGGGAUCAAUAGAAUCCGUGUGUUUUCUUCUAUCAUUAGUGAGUCUUGCCUUUGCUGGACUAGCCGCCUCCUACAAUCUUCAUGCUCCAUUGCUUCACAACUUGCUCCGUUCUCCCAUGUCCUUCUUCGACACAACACCACUAGGGAGGAUUCUCAACCGAUGUACAAAGGACAUCGAUGUGGUCGACAUGCUUCUUCCGGUGAAUUUCCGUUAUUUUUCAACAUCGAUACUGCAGGUAUUUUUCAUUCUACUGGUCAUCAUUAUCUCGACCCCUAUUUUUGCUGUGGUCGUGGUACCACUCAUGCUCAUAUAUUUCAUCAUUUUGCGAUUAUACAUUUCGACAGCACGUCAACUGAAACGCCUUGAGAGCAUCCAUAGAUCACCAGUUUUUUCAAACUUCGAGGAAACAAUUCAGGGAGCAUCGUCUGUGCGGGCAUUCAAUAAGGUGAAACAGUUCCGAUCCACAUUUGGUGCUACUGUCGAUGCCUUCAUCAAAUGCAAGCACUGCAGCGUCAUGGCAGAUCGUUGGCUGGCAAUACGUUUGGAAUUUAUCGGUAAUCUAGUGAUCUUCUUUGCUGCGCUAUUUGCGGUCAUCUCGAAAGAAUUCGGUUGGGUGACUAGUCCUGGUAUAAUCGGUGUAUCUGUAUCCUAUGCUUUGAAUAUUACUGAAAUGCUCAAUUUCGGUAUACGUCAAAUAAGUGAGAGCGAAGCCAACAUUGUUGCUGUUGAAAGGAUCGAUGAGUACACAAAAACCCCUACGGAGGCGCCAUGGGAAAUUCCGGAGAAUAAACCAGACAAAGACUGGCCAAGUCAUGGUGUUGUUCACUUCGAUGACUACUCGACUAAUUCCUUGACAGGUAUCGUGAGGGUCUUCGAUCUCGUGCUGAAGCAGUUUGUAGCUGAUAUAGGCGAAGGAGAGAAAAUAGGAAUCGUAGGUCGUACGGGAGCUGGGAAGAGCUCUUUCACCCUUGCUCUUUUCCGCAUAAUCGAAGCCGUUUCUGGAAAAAUUAUAAUUGAUGAUGUUGACAUAUCCAAAAUCGGACUUCACGAUCUGCGCAGCAACAUUACCAUAAUCCCUCAGGAACCUGUACUGUUCUCGGGUACGCUUCGAUUCAAUUUGGACCCAUGUGGAAAGAGCACAGACUCUCAAAUAUGGGAAGCGUUAGAGCUCGCUCAUUUGAAGUCCUUCUUCUCUUCUCUGCAAGGAGGUCUUGACUAUUUGAUCAACGAAGGUGGUGAAAAUCUGAGUGUUGGUCAACGUCAGCUGGUUUGCCUUGCUCGUGCAGUACUACGUAACACGCGCAUUCUCGUCCUCGAUGAAGCAACAGCAGCUGUCGACGUCACCACUGAUGCAUUGAUACAG
Molecule: messenger RNA, 1533 nt
Organism: Cooperia oncophora
Lineage: Eukaryota; Metazoa; Nematoda; Chromadorea; Rhabditida; Trichostrongylidae
Source: the annotation of a GenBank genome assembly